Molecule: messenger RNA, 11696 nt
Organism: Bicyclus anynana (squinting bush brown)
Lineage: Eukaryota; Metazoa; Arthropoda; Insecta; Lepidoptera; Nymphalidae
Gene: shg
Product: DE-cadherin
Exons: 24
Coding region: 437-4900 (1487 amino acids)
Biological process (GO): homophilic cell-cell adhesion
Cellular component (GO): catenin complex; plasma membrane
Molecular function (GO): cadherin binding; calcium ion binding
Source: RefSeq, a predicted model, not a curated record
ACUUCACGCCAGUCUGCCGCGAACGAUGCGUCGGGCGGUCGUGUGUUCCGUGUCGCCCGUAAUCGUUCUCAACUUCGAAAUUGUUUUACGAAAAUAUGUAAAGUUUCCAAACAUAAAAUUGUGCAGAACUGCCGUGUCUAGCGCAACGCGUAGUGUUUAAUUGACUAGGACCGACCUAAAUAAGUAGUUUUAAGUUAUCGUAACUUAAUAGGCUUACUCGUUUUACCUGCAUGCUUCGUCCCACGAGUCGUGCGAAGCGGUUACCUUUAUCGGAUAAAACGAACAUUUUUCAAAUGGAUGUGCGUUCUUAUUAUGUGAUAGUGUGCGUGAUUUGUGUGUAUACAAGACUCCGUGUGUGCUCCGCCGCUUCUUGUGACAAGUUUUUACUAUAGUGACGUGCUCAAAAUCGUAAUUUCUUCAAGUUUGAUUUGAGAAAAUGGUACGAGGGGGAGAGAGGGGGCUCAUCGCCGCGCUGUUGGUUGCGGUGGCGUCGGCGCAGUAUACGAAAGUUCGGGAUCACACAACACAUCACGUUACGAGAUUAAGGCAUUCAAGGCAUCUCGAAGGGUACCUGCCAAUACAUUCAUCCUACACGCCGGCUACGUCACCGAAGCUGGCAGUGAAGGACAACCACAAGCCGCUGUUCACCGAAUGCCUGAAUUACAGGCCGACGUUAAAAGAGGAACAGCCCAUCGGCACUUAUGUGUUCACAGUCCAUGCGGAGGAUCGAGAUCCACCGGAAAUGGGUGGUACAGUCACGUACAAAUUUGUCUCAACUCCUGGUGAGAAAGAGCGAUUUCACGUUGAUCCUGAAACGGGAAGAAUAACUACAGCCGAUAUUUUUGACCACGAUGAGCCAUCUCGUGAAAAGGAAGCCUAUAUAACAGUUCGAGCGAGUGACAACGGCCAACCUCAAUUAGACGAUGCGUGCACAAUCAAAAUACUUAUAGAAGACAUCAAUGACAAUCAGCCAGUCUUCGAUAAAGUUUCAUAUUCGGAGUCAGUACCACAAGAUUUGCCGAGCGGCCGCGAGGUGAUGAGGAUAUCAGCCACUGACAUCGAUGACGGGAACAAUUCCAUCGUACACUACAGCCUUGAUUCCAACUCUCCCGAUCAGGCAUAUUUUUACAUCGAUCCAGACAACGGGGUUAUAUUUUUAAACAAGACUAUUGACAAAGUCCCAGGAUACAAAUUCAAGUUGAGCGCGAUAGUAAAAGACAUGGGUGAUCCGCCGCAACAAAGUUCGAUUACUUUAGACAUCCAAGUCGUGGAGUCUAACAAGAAAAGCCCGUCUUUUAUAGAAGUGCCCCUUCAACCGAUAAGAUUAAAAGAAAAUUACGCAGACUUCACCACACCCAUAGCUACCGUAAGGGCGGUAUCAAAUAUACCUGAAGAAAAUAAAUUACAAUUUGAGCUGGUGAUGGGUCAGACUGAACAAACAAACAAAUGGCACACGUUCGUUUUAGAACCUGAAGCUAAUACUGCCUAUAUCAAGCUUGGAAACCAUUUAGAUUAUGAAAAAAUUACAGAUUAUACAUUAACUGUUAGAAUACAGAACAAUUACAAAUUAGCCGCUGAAACGAUAAUCCAAAUAGAAGUUGAAGAUGUUAAUGAUAACAUACCAAUAUUUAGUGAAAUAAGGUCCGGUAGUGUUCUAGAAAAUGAACCUCCCGGAACGCCUGUAAUGCAAGUAAGAGCAUUUGAUGCUGACGGUACAUCAGCAAACAAUCAAAUAACGUAUGAACUAGGAGAUGCAUCUGAUCCCUUCGCUAUUGAUAGUAUUACGGGAAACAUAACCACACUCAAAAUGUUUGAUAGAGAAGAGAGAAGUUUUUAUAACAUUAAAAUCAUUGCAACAGACAAUUCAGAAUCCGCCCUUAUUCCUGGAAAACAUAAUGCAGGCCAGCAAGUGUUCCUUAUAGAAAUCGCAGAUAAAAAUGAUAAUCCGCCACAUUUCACACAAGAUACGUAUGUCGCAGAGUCGAUUGCUGAGAACGCAAACAUAAACGAGCUAGUUACACAAGUUACUGCUUUGGAUAUAGAUACAGCAUCUGUGGUAACGUACAGUAUUGUUGCUGGCAACACUUACGAUGCAUUCGUCAUCAGAAACUUUACUGGUGAAAUCCGAGUCAACAACGAGCUAGAUUACGAAAACAUAACCAGUUACAGUUUAGACGUCAGAGCAUUCGAUGGAUUAUAUGAAGACUAUGCUAAAGUCCUCAUCAAGAUCGAAAACUUGAACGAUAACCCGCCUGUCUUUUUGGCUAACUAUACUAAGACGAUCGAGGAAGAGAAAUUGUAUGAAGGGUGCAUUGUUAAGGUGGAGGCUUACGAUCCAGAUCUCGACAGAAACGAGCCGCAGAACAUUGUCUACUCAUUAGUCAAGCACGAACAGAAGGAAUUCCUGCAGAUCGACAACGAUGGCUGCCUUCGUCUCACCAAACCUUUAGACAGGGACCAACCGAGUGGAUUUGCAAGAUGGCAGAUUUUGAUCAUGGCAGCCGACCACGGGGGCAGACUGGGAUCAGAUAGCUUGAGAUCCACAACUGAGGUCAUAUUGGAGCUCACGGACAUCAACGAUAACGCACCUUUUUUGACCAAUACCCAACCAGUGAUAUGGUAUGAGAAUGAACCGCCAGGCCAGGUGGUUAUACUCACGGCCAAGGACUAUGAUUCUGAUGAAAACGGACCUCCAUUCACCUUCGCCCUCAACGAGUCCGUCAGCUUCGAUAUCCGAUCCAAGUUCCACAUACAAGGAAACAUUUUAUCUACCCUCGUAUCGUUCGAUCGUGAGCAACGCAAGGAGUACAAGAUACCAGUAGCCAUCACCGAUUCAGGCAGCCCUCGUCUGACCGGCGUCUCCAUCCUUCACGUGGUCAUUGGCGACAGGAACGACAACCCCAUGGGACCUGGCCACAGUGACAUAUUUGUCUACAAUUACAAGGGCGAAGCUCCAGAUACGGAAAUCGGGCGUGUAUUCGUCAACGAUCCAGAUGAUUGGGACCUUCCUGACAAACGAUUUAUGUGGAUCCCGUCCUACGAACAAAGGAGUCCGUAUUUCGAUGUUCACAGCAACACUGGGAUGAUCACUAUGAAAGAAGGCACACCUAAUGGAACCUACACACUUAGGUUCAACGUGACAGAGGAAAACGAGCCACUUGUGCCCUUCCACUUCGUCGAGGCGACAGUGAACGUCACUAUUAAGGAGAUUCCCGAGGAGGCUGUCGACAAGUCCGGAUCAAUUCGUUUCGUGAAUGUCACCGCCGAGGACUUCAUUAUACCAGAAGCUGAUGGUACGAGUAAAAAGGAGAAACUGCACCGACGUCUCGCGGAACUGUAUAACAAAUCUAUGGACAACGUAGAUGUUUUUACGGUAUUCAGCAAACUGACGGUGAAGGACGCAUUCUUGGACGUGCGGUUCUCGGCGCAUGGUUCACCGUACUUCGAAGCUGAGAAGUUGGACAGUAUGGUCAUUGGAAUACAAGAAAAGCUGGAAGAAGAGCUACAAGCCAAGAUAUACAUGGUGAAGAUCGACGAGUGUCUCAUAGAGAAGGAACAGUGCGAAGACUCCUGUCGCAAUGUGCUGAUGAAGAAUAACGUCCCUCUGUCCGUUUACACCAACACCACCAGCUUUGUUGGCGUUUCUGCCAGGGUCGAGUCGGAGUGUACUUGCGAUGUCGAGGAACCGCUUAUUUGUCUGAAUGGAGGAACACCAUUUGCCGACAAAUGCGAAUGCCCUGAAGGUUGGAACGGGCCGCACUGUGAGCAGACCAGCAUAGGUUUCCAUGGCGACGGCUGGGCCAUGUACCCCUCUCCCCCCGCGUGCCACGAAGGUCACAUCACCCUGACUGUGACGUCACACACCAGUAACAGCCUUAUCUUCUACCUCGGGCCGUUGAGGUUCAACCCGCUGUUGGAUGUUCAAGAUUUCAUGUCGCUAGAGUUAGUCGACGGAUAUCCGAAUCUUCUAGUAAACUAUGGGUCAGGAACGACUCGUCUGAACAACAGUGUUAUAGAAGUCGCCGAUGGGAAGCCUCAUCUGAUAGAGAUAGUCCUGAUGAGGAGCUCCAUAGAGAUGUUCGUGGAUAGAUGCAAGUUGUCGACGUGUAUGAGUCUUGCUGCACCCACUGGACCUAGGGAGAUCCUCAACGUGAACGGUCCACUGCAACUGGGAGGUGCGAGCAUAGAUCUCCAAAACCUGGCGCGCUCGUUCGGAUGGAAACACGUGCCCACCAACACCAACUUUAUGGGCUGUAUCAGCAAUUUCACAUACAACGAUUUUAUGUACAAUUUGGGCCGUCCGUCCGUCGACCACAACGCUGACCCUGGCUGUCAGAAGAGCGUGUUCACAGCAGUCACCUUCGGCAUCGAUACUAACUUCCUAGUUGCUAUACUCGUUUGCAUCGCCAUUUUAAUCAUCCUUCUACUGGCAGUGGUGGUACACAGAAAGAGAGCAGACGCGUGGGCGGAGAAAGAACUGGACGAUAUCAGAGAAAACAUCAUAGCGUACGAAGACGAGGGCGGCGGCGAAGGCGACGCCGGCUAUGACUUGCAUGUACUGCGACAGAUGUAUGAUGGACCGCCUCCAGACACGGACCCUGCGUUUAUGCAUGCACCAGGUGUGGUAGGCGCCGCGCCGGACAUCUCCGGCUUCUUGGACGACAAGAAGUCCGUCCUGGACCGAGACCCGGACAUCAAUCCGUACGACGACGUCCGGCACUACGCGUACGAGGGCGACGGGAACACCAGCGGCUCGCUGUCCUCGCUAGCCAGCUGUACUGAUGACGAAGAUCUCAAAUUCAACUAUUUAUCUACAUUCGGGCCACGUUUCCGCAAACUGGCCGACAUGUAUGGCGACUCUGAUGAGGACAGACCACCGCACGAGGAGUCCUGGUGCUAGCGCCACGCUUGGCUCGUGUAGCCACCCAACAUUCAACCCUACGCGCCCGGAAUAAGGGCGAAUUUAUCCUGACAGUUUGGAGUGCCCAAGUAAGACCAAGCUUCGAGAUGCCUUAUACAGCGUGUUUUUAUUUUUGUGAAUGCUGAUUAAAUAAUUUAAGUGUUGUGACAUCGCGAACCCACCGGACUUAGGAACUGAAGCCUGUGAUAUUCGCGGUUAUUUUUUGUGACAUUUGCGCUUUUUAUGACAUUCUGGACCAAUUUUGAAGUUGCUAAAUCACAGAAAGCUGUCAAUGAUAACUCUGAAGUCAAGUCCCACGUUUUUUACUAAUUCCAAUUUUGAAAUAAGUGAUAUUAUCUAAUGCAAAAGUUUUAACAUUUUUGUUGCUAAAUAAUUUUUAUGUUUGGAUUUAGCAACUCAAAUCUAAGGUCAUUCCUACAAUUUUCAUUCCCCAAAAAAUUCAAGCGAUUGUGAAUUGAUGAAUCGUAUUAGGUGUUACGAAAAUGUCCUAAAAUAAUGUGUGUUAAUCGAAAAUUGUAUCUUGUAAAAAUCGUAUGUAAAUUACAUAUUGGGAAAAAAAAAAUUCAAACAUUAAUGUUUUAAGAAAUGACUGAUUUGUAACAUUGUUUAGGCAUCGUUGUAGAUACGCCUAAAUUAUUUCUUGUAUAUGUAAUUUUUAUAUAUAUUAAACUAAGGAGCCGUUGCAUACGACUCGUGUAAGUUAAGCUUAGGGCAUACUGUGUACCUACCCGUACUAUAAUACAUUUGGAUUAUGAUUAUUUUUGUAUGAUUGUAAAUUAUUGUGGCAAAAUGCUGGGAGUUACGUCCCUCCCGUUAUAGUAUUAUGAUUGGCAGCAUUUAUGACAGUUGUAAUUAAAGUUAUUUUUUUUUAUUUUUGUACUAGAAUAAUGUUUUAAAAGUUAAGUGCCAUUAUGUUCAGUUUGUAAUUUUAUGUUUGCGUACCUACCAUAUGUACUCACAUGCUAGUCACUUUGGCUUCUCGUUUUGAAAACUUACGUAAAAUUUAUAAUAGUAUCACAUUUUUAUGUAGUAGCUGAAGUGAAUAGGUAUCGUGGUAGUGGUCGAUUCCCGCCCAUUUUGUAAUUUCUAUUCGUGUUAAUUUUUUUACAUUGUUAGAAUUAAGUUCUUUUUUACAAUUUUUUUUUAUUUUAAUGACUUAGGUACUUUAAUUUUUUAUCUGUGCAAACUAAUGUUUGUUUAUUUAUACAAAGUGAUUUUGUAAAGCGUCCAGUUCUAAAUAUGUAGUUCGUUUAAAUAAAUAAAUGAGAUAAAUAUACUUUGGUUUUAUAGUUCAAAAACCUUUAAUAGCCUAUAUUAUACAGUGUUAUAGUUUGACUAUUAGUUUUAUAUGAACACUCACAUACACAUAUAACAAUUUAAAUAUUUAUAGGCAGAAUAUGAUUAUUUUGCAAAGCUAUUUUUCAUAUAUUCGGAGUAUAAAAAUUUUAACAUAUAAUUUUGACUCAAGGAUUUGAAAUUUUUUACAGAAUAUGUGUACUAGGCCUAAAUAAGUGUAAAUAUGUAAAUUUCCCAUUAGCCCAUACAUUUAAACUUAUGUGGUAAUUUAACUAAAUUUUGUAUGGUAAAGUUAAAAUAUUCAAGGUGUCUUAUAAUUAUGCAUAUCAACGAAUUGUAAGGUAUAAUUCAUCUUAUCUCAUCUGUCUAAAGUUAACUAUAUGUCACUAAUACACUUAAUAAAUAACGUAAUAAUCAUAUAUCUAUAUUCAUUACUACAUAAUAUAAUGAUAUUCAAUCAUAAAUAUAUCCAUUCUAAGUAAUAUAACGUUUCUCGACAUAUAACGAAACUGAUAUAAAAAAAAAAUACUUAAGGAAAGAUUAAUCUUGAAAAAUGGUUGUCUUAAAAAGUGGCAAUAUUUCAUUAUGGCAAUUAUAUAAUUUAAUUAAUUCCCUACAUAAAAAUAAAACUGGUGUAAAAAAUCCAGAUAUAUAUAUCCGAUCAUUAUAACAUUAUUUUGUCAUUAAAUUAAUAUGCAUCAGUAGAUUACCAUUAAAGUAUCAAUUAAAAGAUCAAAAACACAGGCUCUAUCUAAACAAUCAAUUAAUAAACAAAACAUGCAUUAAUUUUAAGCAACUUUUUAAAUAGGCCUACUUUUUAAUAAAUCCCGCUAUUCGUGUAAAAUGAUAUGUCCAAAGUUAUCCCUGGAGAUCUAGGCCGAGAUGUUGAGAUACACCAUCAAUCUUUUUGAUUUAUUACUCUGUCCAUUCAACCCUUGUGUGGGUAUAGGUAUAGUUUAAUUUUAGGCUUGUAAUUUAGGACCCACGAGCUUAACGGUUAUGACCCGCAAGAAAAAAACUAUAUUUAACAUUUAGCCGGUGACUUUUACUAUAUAUAGAACGUGGUUUGUUCUGGAGUUCGCGCUUUAUUGUGUUAUGUUAUCGGUUGUUUGCUUAUUAUAUACAAAUACAGAAGAAAUGAGAUUAUAUAAACUUACAACAAUCAAGAUAUUCCUUUGAAUGAACACUGAUCAACAAAUUUUUAAUACAAACCAUAGAGAUGUAAAGUAUUUCACGUAACUCGGUCUUCGUAUACGCGAUACACGGGGCGAGUGUAGACAGAGAAGGAAAUAGACGUGACUGAUUGGCAUUGUAUGAGUACGAGUAUGUCAAAAGAUAUUCGAUUUUGACAUGACAACACACACACUGAAACAUUUUUUCACACGUAUUUUAACCUAACUUAUUUAUAAAUUGCAACAAGUUGAGAUUGCAAUUUACUUACAUUACAUUUUUUUAUAAUAAAACUUAAAAUCUAUUCUUAAUUGAGUUAUUUCAAACUUGUUUGGAGCGUGAAUUACGGUAUUAUGAUACCGAAUAUCGAAUUGCCUUGUUACAUAAGUUGCUCCCGUAUUUAAAGGAAUGGAAUGGAUGCUAUCUAUCCGUCUAUUUACUACUCUGUCUACGAGUGCGGAUAUAUAACGACAGAUGUUAUCGACUAAGGAUCAGGCGGCAGGCUAUUUCAAUCAAUCAUUAAAAGGUAUGUGCACCUUUGAAUGAAUUUUAUAAAUGAAGUUUACGGUCGCUUCUCUCGCUCUUCUGUUGUUAUACUCCUCUCCGCGCUGACGAUGACGAGUUAUUGACGCGCUAAGAAGCGCUACAGUUGCAUUUAUUCUACUACAACUUCUACUACUACUACCUUAAAAAACCUACUAAUUUAAUAAAAAUACUACCUACUAAUUUUCGCUCCGUAUUUAGAAGUGCUUCGCAACGUCACAAACCCUAUAUGCGUAUUUUUUUCUUGACAUUUCGUGGUAGAAAGCUGGUCGACGUUUAUGGGUAGAAAUUCAAGUUGAUAACCCGUCCCGAUACUACUCUAACUCAGAAAUAAUGACCUGACUGGGAAGUAGUGUGACUUUUUUAUUGCGAAAAAUAUCAUUCAAACAUCACUAAAAUGUGCGCUACAGACAUGCGUCUUCUACCCACAUAAUCCAGUCGGGCCACUGCAGCGCUUCUUUACGCACAAAAUGAAAAAAAUAUAUACAUACUGUCGAAUUGAAACCCCGCCCCCCCUUUUGAAGUCAGUUAAUUAAAGUGUUCUUUAUCGGUUAAAUAAAGGUAAAUGGAUAAAAAAACCGCAAUGUCAACGUAGUUAGGAAUUUCAUUUUAUGUUUUUGUUUUAAAAAUAGAAAUUAAAGCAAUAUCAAAACUUAAACCAGAACAUUGAACUACAAAAUGUAUCUUAAGUUGUUGAAAGUGUAGAAGAUAGACCAAUCCAAAUACCUAGAGGCCGAAAUUCUAAAUUGGCCGAAUGUGUCGGCACACUGGGUAAAUGCGUCUUCUCAUUUGUGCAAACAUUUGGACAGCUCGCUCGAUUUCGCUCAAGCGAUAAUCGGAGCUGUUGACUGGUUUAGUAUUCGUGUACCCUAAGCUUUACAUUAGUACACAGAGUAAACUGGCAGUGAGGAUGCGUAAAGGUACAUAGUAAAUUAGGGUUGUUUCUGAAGGGUUUUGUUUUAAUUUUUUAUCUUUCUUUUACAAAUGACUUAAAAUAGUGUACAUACUGGUAGAAUAUAAUACUUAGUAACUUUUUUUUUAAACACAUAUAGAUAGGUAUGUCAUUAUAGACGGAGAACCGGUGGAUCCAAGACCUUCCUCAUUUUAUAAAAGCUGAAAGUUUGACAGCUCAUGCUUCUACCAUAAGUACGUACGGUAGCCAAUUAUGGAGUUUGCACCGUGGUGACUUUGGGUGGUAGCAGGUUUUAAGGAUCCAGAGCCUCAACCGUCUAAGUAUAAAGUAUAUUUUUUUUUUAUAUUUUUAUCAGCUAUGAGAAAUAAUAUACCCAUUUUCUAGACACUUGGCUUCAUGGCAACCUUUCGCUAGAGACCCUUGGAGUUUCAAAACAAUUAGUGUUUUUUCCAAGGGUUGCCCCGAAGCUAAGUGACUGACGACUGGGAAUAUAAUUUCUCAUAUUAUGCCGAGGAAAACAUGAUAAAAUUACACUUUAUACUAAUACGGUUGAGGGUCUGGAUCCUUAAAACCUGCUACCUCCCAAAGUCACCACAGUCUAGCUCUAUAAUUGGCUACCGUACUUACUUAUGGUAGAAGCAUGAGCUGACAAACUUUCAGCUUUAUAAAUGACGAUGGUCUGGAGUUCACUGGCUCUUAGUCUAUUAGCGUUAAAUGCAGCUAAAGUUUAAAUUGUGACAUUGGACGUGACUUCAACCCCCAUCAACUUGUAAUACAAGUACAUGUCGGUGUCACAAUGCAGUCAUGCAUAUUUGGCAUUGACAUUGCUUAGUGUGACGCCAUUGUCACAGUAUUUUGUAGUACCGUUCAAGUUAUUUUAGCCACAAAUUCUAAUUUAAAUAUUCUGCUUAAUUUAAUUUACUUUUGUACACGAUAUUUUGCGUACAAAAUAUAUUAAGGUUUUAGUGAUAAACAGAUAACCUAUAAUGAUUUGAAAUAAAGUAAGUUAUACAUAUGUUUAAGAAAUUCGUAAUUCCUACAUUCCAAUAAAUGAAAGUUUUAUGAUAUAAAUAAUAAAAAAAACUGUUGAUGUAUUUUAUUGAUAGUGUUAUUGGAUCAAUUAUUCGUACUUAGAACGUGGCGGCCAUUUUGAAUUUCACGCCGAUCGGCAAAAUGGCCUUCAUUCGAAACACACUGCCAUUAAACAAUUUCUUAGCAUAUAUUAAUAAAUAAAACACUCUUAUGUUCUUAAAUUGAUACUUUUAAUUUAUUAUUGACUUUUAGUUUUUAUACGUUUAUUGAUAUCAAUAUAAGAACUUAAGGUGAGUUGAAUUGUAAUUUUUAAAUUUAGAAAAGUUCAAAGAUUUCAAUCGUAGACCCAUAACUAGAGACUCACAAUUUUUAGUCAUCAACUGAAUGCUGGUUUAAAUAGUUUAUUUAGACAAAUACAUAUUUAUGUACAUUUUCAAUAUAAUGGGUAUAAAGUGAUGAACAAACAAUAUAUUAUAAGAGUCAAGCGUAGUACAGUGCUCGCCACGGAUCUUUAUAUUUGUGAAGUUAGCAGCGGAAUGACUAUAGACAUGCGUCUAGCCGGCUCCCCGCCCGCGUCGUUUGUACCGAUUUGAUUGAUUUAAUUCAUUGCGCAGUCAUUUGUUGCUAACUUCACAAACACAAUGUCUCGUGGCGGGCACUGUAUAGUGCGGUGUGCAAUCGAAGACUUCGUUUAUGUGGUAUGAUGUAUUAUGUAAUGAGUUGAACUAUCGUCAAUAUGCAAUAUAUCGAGGCAAGGGUCUACGAUUUAAAUUUUGGCUAAACUAUGUGUGUUUGUAGUUAGUAACCAGUGCUCAGUGAGAUGUUACUGCAUCUAGAGUAGGAUUAUUAUAAAUGUGAAUGUUUGUUUCUGGAACUAGUUUGACCGAUAUAGUUUUUUUUUAAUUUUAUACAAAUAUUAAUGUAUUUUGCACUUUCGACACAUUAUCGGACUAUUUUAACUGACUAUUUUAGUACAGGGGCAGGGUAAAGGAGAGGGGAUCAGUAAGUAAUAUUAUGGAAAAUUGACAUAAUGACAACUGACGAUACUUUAUUUCCUCGUUUAUCUUUAACCUCUAGAUUGUUUAACAUCUCAUUGUGUUCCUAUAUGGUGUAUGGGAGUAAAGUUGAUCGCAGACUACCGGAGACGUUUUGAAUUCUGAAAAUAUGUUUAUAGGUAAGCGAUCAAUUAAAAAUGUUGCAGUAAUUUUUAUUUUGUAUAUAAUUAUUGCCGAUAUAUGAAAUAAUUGAGCUUCUAAUCACAUAUUAAAAGAAUUGUUUUGUUUAUUUAAGUCCGUCGCUCAAUGAGGCGUACCGAAUCAAUGUCAAACUAAUAUAGACCAUGCUACCUUUGAAAUUGAGUCGAAAAUUAAUUAACACGUAUUCCUGGAGGAUUGUUUGUAAUGUUAAUUAAUGUUUUAAGUGAAACUACAACUUUAGGCUGCAUUGUCACUUACUACUAAAUCGCAUUGUACUAAAACACAUUCGUUCAUACAAUUUCAUUACAACACCACCAAUGAUUUGAUUUUUUUUCAUUUUUUUUUGUUGAUUUUUGAUUUUUCUAAUUAUAACUUGAUAUAUGUGAUUAGAAGAUAUGUUGUAGUAUAAAAUUCAUAUAUUUAAUACUUGUAUAAGGAAACCGUGAGCGUCUAGUGAAGAGCGAGACAAGAAUAUUUAAGUCGUAAUGAUAGACAGAGAAAGAGGAGUCCGACUGAAAGAUUGUCAUAUUAAUUGUGUAGGUAGCGUAAGGACGUAUAAUUUUUAAAUUGUUUAUAUAUAGAUAAAAAUAUUCAAUUCAUUGGAAUAAAGUGAUGAAAUUGAUUA